AUUAGCUAAUGAUGAAACACGCUUAUGAUUAGUUUAAACAAAACUGAUAGAGGUCAUUGCUUCUGAUUGAAUUUAUAACCUCUUCAGUAAUAACAGAACAGCCGUGAAUUUAUCAAAGUCUUCUGGUGUCAAGAAGACGUUACGCUUAAUUCGUAUAUAAAAUUACAAUUGAAUCAAGAAGACGUCGAUUUGGCACAUUAAAUUAACAUGAUGAAUUCUGUAAUUUUAAAUCUAUUGGGUAAUAAGUGAUAAAAUUACAGAAUGCGAAUAAUAGUUUAUUGAUAUUUCACGUAGCUUGUAGUAAUGACGUCCACUUCCAAUUUCAAAAUGGUGGAUGAGGCUUAAUCUCACGUGACAACAUUUCGAGACUUGUGAAAAGUCAGAAAAGUUUUCUUUCUAAGCAAAGUGAAACUUUAUGAAUUUAAGUAUUUUUGAAACACAUGUUAGAGUGAUAAUACUAGUGUUGAUCACACUACGGAUGAUCGUCUGCCUCGAGAUUGUCUGCUGAAUACAUCGUUCGAUAUUUUAUCAGUAUCUCUAUACUAACUCUUUGGAGAAUAAAUUGGCAGGCGAAUUUGCUUGAAGAUAAUAUCAAAUGCUUACAUUAAAUUAAACAUGGAAGUUUCUAUUAACUUCCGCCAGUUAACAUAAGAAUGACACGAAAGAACCACAGAUUUCUCGUGCUAGGACUUGUUGUCACCUUUAUAUGUUUCCUGAGCGAGACAGAAGGGGAAAAUAUUGCCAAAACGUUUUUAAAUCAUGAUGUUCACGCAUUUGUGCUCAAAGAAAUUGGAAAAGUUCCUCCAGCGCCAGAAAAUGGAAGUGCGAUAAUCGUCGAUUGUGAACUGAAUAUUGACAGUUUUGAUUCAAUAAAUGAAGCCAAUAUGGAUUUCACGGUUGGUAUUUUUCUCCACUUGUAUUGGCAUGACGAGAGAUACAUACAGUGGAUUAUGAAGUCAUCUAGUCACAAAGUUUCCUUUGAUCAUAAAAGUAUGGAGAAGCUAUGGUUACCAGAUAUCUAUUUUCCAAAUGAAAAAGAAGCCAGACUCCAUUCCGUUUUUGUACCCAAUAAGAUGUUGAGUGCCAACUUAGGAGGAAAUGUGUCAUAUACUGCAAGAGUGUCCUUGAAGCUUAAUUGCCCUAUGCAAUUAAAGAAUUAUCCGUUUGAUCGUCAGACAUGCUCUAUUGAAAUGGAAAGUUUCAGUUUAAGUGAAAAGAGUUUGAAACUGAGAUGGAUGGCCACUGGUCAACACAGACCUGUUGUAAAAAAUGAAGACGUGGAAUUGCCACAAUUUACUAUAACAAAUGUAAAUAUAAGAAAUGAGUCAAGAACUAGACGAGACAAAAGUGGUCACAGUUGUUUAAUAGCAGACAUUAUUUUAGAACGGAGAAUUAAGUAUUAUAUCGUACAAAUGUACAUUCCCAGUAUGUUUGUUGUAUUUCUUUCUUGGAUGUCAUUCUGGUUAAAUGUCGGAGCAGUUCCAGGAAGAAUAUCGUUAGGUGUAUUGACAGUUCUUACUAUGGUAACACAAAGUUCAGGGGUCAACGCCUCACUUCCACGAGUGUCGUACACAAAAGCCAUUGAUGUUUGGAUGUCCACUUGUUUACUGUUUGUAUUUGCUGCCUUGAUUGAAUUCGCUGUUGCUAAUGUGUUAAGUCGCAGAGACCUAAAUAGAGCAUUUAGAUUAAAAGAUAUUCCAAUUUUACCUCGAAUAUCAACAAAGAAAAAGAAGACGAAAUCAGCAGAGGUAGUGAUUGGUGAAAACGGAGAAAUGAGAUUAAACCCAGAUACAGAUCCAACACUAUCAAAGUCCAUGAAUAGGACACCAGGGCACAUACAAGCCAUGUAUUUGGACGUAGCUUCCAGAUUCUUAUUUCCAUUCUUCUUUGCAAUGUUCAAUGUCUUCUAUUGGACACAUUAUUUGUGACAGCUGAGAAGUAGUCAAUGAACGUUAUCCUUCCUGAAAACAUGUGAUAUAAAUACAGGGCUCUAUGUGCAGAGAUGACUAUAUGGUACUUAUAUCAAAGAGCUUUCCAGCAAUGGUGUUGUUGAAAUACAAGUUGCUUGCUUCUAGCUUUAUAAAUGAUAAAGUGAUGGAUUUAAGAGUAAUUACAGGGACAUAUUGUAUUACACGUAUAUGUCUCUAGUGGUAAUAUAUACGCACAGAUAUUCAAUAUGCAAUGCAAAUCGGUAUUGUUCGAUAAACAUGUACCUAAAUAUUGUUACUUAAAAGCUAAUAAGAUAAAUUUUUUCUCAUAAAUCAGCAUUGAAUAUGUGUCGUCCAUGAAAGAAUGUUUUAGAAAUUUUCUUUAUAGAUAGAAUUCUUUAAGUUCUGCUUGAAUAUCUUAAAUUUUUCUGACUUUAAGAUUUAAUAAAUUUGAAUCUAUUGAUAUUUCAAAAGAAUAAACAAAUUAAUAACGAGAAACUGUUGUUAAUUCUAUGGUUUCUUAGAGCAGAACCAUGCAAUCCGUUUAGAUUACAUGUAAUAAUACUUGAUAUUCAAAACUUCACAGACAGUUAAUGCUGAACAAGGACAGCUGUUGUUGGUUGAGAACAUGUUUCAAUCUACAGUCACCUCGUGCUGUUGGUCUCGAGAACUUGUACUAAACUACAGUAAACUCGUGUUACCUCUUAGAUAAAAGGUGUUUAUGACCCCAACCUUUUUAUUUUUCUAUCAGUUAACAUUUAAUUUUUUAUUUUUUUCUCGUAAAGAAUGUGUGUCUGGUGAAGAUAAUUUGAGUAGAAAGUGUAAUUUGCAAUGUGUGAAGAUAAUUUCAGUAGAAAGUGUAAUUUGCAAUGUGUGAAGAUAAUUUCAGAAGAAAGUGUAAUUUGCAAUGUGUGAAGAUAAUUUCAGUAGAAAGUGUAAUUUGCAAUGUGUGAAGAUAAUUUCAGUAGAAAGUGUAAUUUGCAAUGUGUGAAGAUACUUUCAGUAGAAAGUGUAAUUUGUGUUACGUGUAACCGGGCGAGGGCGUUUUAAUAUUUUUAUCCUCGGGUUCGUACCAGUUUCCUGGGAUCUGAAGAGUAAAUGCAAAAUUUUUAAAGUCAAACAGUUUACGCUAUACUACUUAAUAUAAAACAAAUACUUCAUAAAACGAAUUUCAACACCUAUCAACCUAACCCGAACCUUGUAAAUUAAACUGUCUAAAACCCUUUCAGUCUGAUACUUGUUUAAAACCAAAUGUUUGGAACUAUAGGCUGAAACCUAAAUGUAUGGAACCUAUUAAAACGAAUGUAUGGAAACUAUUUGAACUGGUGUAAACUUUCGUAUGAAACUUUAUUAAACAAAUAUGUCUUAAACUGUCAGAACAACAGGGUAGCACUAAGGCAUGGUCUGUCAGCAAACACUCACUGCAAUAGUGAGAGAUGUGAGACGCAAAACCCUAGCGCCAGCCCUGUUUGGACAAUCUGUACCGAACCAACUGUCUCAGCCUUUCUAUAUUCUGUCCGCAGGUUCCAAGCACUUCACUUCACUUAAACUAAAAAUUCUACCUGCUGUAAACUACUUCCUUUCCAACCUUUCCGAUGUUCACUGUCUGCUGUCUUCGGUACAAAUGACAACUUGAACAAAUGGAAGUUUUUAACGACCUUGACUGGCUAUACAGCCCUUGCACGGUCGGGCAACUUGAACGGAAUAGCUACCCACUAUUUAUACUUCGAAAGCGGACUUCGAAGAGAGCACCCUAGCAACACCUGUAUAGGUAAAGCGUCUUAUAGCAACCAAGGAUAAAGGGAUGAUUUCGAUGCUGUUUUCAAUGAUAAAAAGAUCAAAUGGGAAAUUCAUAGAAGUAUCGGAAAAUAUUUAACUGUAGAUAUAUAAUAACAUUCUUAAACUGUAAAUUCGUAACAUUUGCAAUGUUUAAGUAAGCAAGCAACUAUAUACAAGUCUUGCAGGGACUUCAUAAAAGGGUAUACUAAUAAGAUGUACCAAGUGGUCAUAGUAUACACAUGUAGUAACAACUGCCUUCUAAUUGUUCCAAUAUGCAUUGUGUAUUCCACAAAAAAAAUAAUGAGCAUUUUUAUGUUAUUUCUGUACGAGUUUUGGAAACAUUUUCACUGAUGGUUAAUAUGAAAGAAGAUGUAGAAAAGAUUUAUAGAGUAGAUAUAAUUUCUGACAUUGAUGGUUAAUAUGAAAGAAGAUGUAGAAAACAUUUAUAGAGUAGAUAUAAUUUCUGACACGAUGUAUGAUUGAGUUGAAUGUUUGAAUUGUUUUAUUUUUAAAUAAUGUGUAAUUUCAAUUUUUUACUGUGAUAUAUGAAGAUGUAUGAUAAAAGGACUAAAUAUAAAAUGAGCUAAUUAUUCUGUGUAAAUGUAUAUCUUUUAGUAAUCUAAUAGAUAUAUCAUCAUCUAUUUAACAUUUAGUGUGUCUGUUUUUAUGUGAAAUAUACAACACAAUAUCUACAUACAAACGUAGGAAAGGAAAAUAAGAUAUCUAAUUGAAAAACCUGAUUGUAAGAAGUACAUGAAAGCAGUAAGAAUCAUGAAAAAUGAAAACAGUUUUUUAUCUAUUAGUUUUAUGUUUGUGCGCAGCUUUCCUGCCACACGAUAAGGAGCAAUGCCUUAAGAAUUUCUGAAUCUUGAAAACAUUUUGAAAAAGAAACGGAGAAAAUUCUUGUUUACUUAUAUUCUCAUUGAUGUGGAUAGAAAUACAUAACUUUAACCAAUAUAAGUAAAAUUAGAUUUCCGCACUCACUCACUUUUUUAUGUUUGGUCGCUGUGUUGGCAUAACAUAGUGAGCGAGUGUGCGGGAUCUAAUUCUAAUCAGAUUGAAAUCAAAAUAAAUUUUAACUACCUUCUUCUUCGUUUUGUGUAAUUAAAUAUUAAAUUGAUAACAUGAAUGUAUAUAAGAUUUUAUUAUUUUGGGGAAAAUUAUGAAUUAUGUAUUUAAUUCAAACAGGAAAAAAUAGAAAUAUGACAUUCGUCACAAUAUUAUGCCGUACAUGAAAGUAAAACCCAAAACAGACAUUAUAUUCAGAGAUUAAUCAUAGUACACAAUAACGAUCACAGAAAUGUUUAAUGUUCUUAUUUGGAUGUAACAUAUUUUGAUGUAUAUUUCAACAUAAUCACGAAUAGAUAAAUCCAAGAUAAAGUAGUCACAUUCCAUUUUUCAUUUUUAUUAUAAUAUUUAAUCAUUUAGAUUUUUUUUUUACAUUGUCCACAUUGUAGUUACUGCACGAUUAUUUAAUUAUUGCACAAUAAUGAUAAUAAACGAUAUUGAAACCGAUAUCUGUAAUUGCCGUGUACACCUACUGUAGAGUUAGUAAAAUAGAUGUCAUACUCAAGCCAAGAAACCUUUGUUUUACAAUGUAUAUAUUAGAAUGCAAUGGGAAUCAAAAACGUAAAGAGAACAGAAUGGAAUAUUGUUGAUUCAUCAUAGGAAAUAUUAGGUUUUUCAUAUUUUCUAUUCAAUUUAUAUACUUUUUGCUUAAAAAUAAAAUCAUUUUAUGUAACACUGUCAGAUUAAAAAUGAAUGUAUUCAUUAUAUCAUUACGUCAUCGUUGAGAAAAUUGAGAUAUCAUGGGAUAAGGGUACAGGAUCGGACAUAUUUACCGUUUUAUCAACUAACAAAACAUGAAUGGAUCAUUGAUAUUGAAUCACACAUUUCAUACAAGCAUAUAUUCAAAUAUUUUUUUUCAUGUACGAAGUUUCUGAAGCGUUUAUUAAAGGCCAGAGACCACAAUUAAUUUCCAUAUUUGUUCUUUAUAACGUUUUGUCACAUAAAAAAAUCGCACCCUACCGUUUUGCACAAUCUUUUAUAUUAAGUGCAAAAGUAUAAAAAUAUAUCAAACAUUCAAUAAAAUUACUGCUCAAGAAUUUAGCCAAUACACACCCAUACCCUUAUGGACAAGUCAACAGAUGUUCGGAAAACUGUAAAUAUUACUAGUACCUUUUGGCACCUGGCCUAAUCACUCUUUCCAUAAAAAAAAAUCAGUUAAUAUAAAACAUCAAAAAUUGAUUUCAACUCUUUUCUUUUGUUUCCAAAACUGUUUACAAAACUUUGAAUACUACGGAUGUUUUACUCCAGGAAAAGAUAACCUAAGCUGUAUUUGGCAAAACCUUUCGGAUUUUUUGGUCCUCAAUGCUCUGCAACUUCGUACUUUAUUUGGCCUUUUAACUUUUUUUAUUUGAGCGUCACUGAUUGGUCUUUUGUAGAUGAAUCUCGCGUUUGGCGUACAAACUUUUAAUCCAGGUAUCUAUGAUGGGUUUAUUUCAACCCCCAUAAAAACUUAGAAAUGAAUGAGAAAGUGAAAAAAACACUAUACUAGUAAUUAAAGAGAACAACGAAAACAGGAAUCAUUAAUAAUGGUCUUAAAGCCAACACAAUACCAUUCAAGUGAUAACUACUUACCGUGACCAAUUCUUCUUUGUCUCUUUCAUCAUCUAUGCAGUGUUUACCAUCGUUAUAAUUUUUUUCUGUAAAAAUGGUUGAAACUGUUUUCAGAUUAUUUUGUAUUUUCAUUUUAAAACAAUAAAAUCAUUCACCAAUCA
Messenger RNA from Mytilus californianus (California mussel), 6487 nucleotides. RefSeq names its product glycine receptor subunit alpha-2-like. Gene Ontology annotation, cellular component: neuron projection; synapse; membrane. Gene Ontology annotation, molecular function: transmembrane signaling receptor activity; neurotransmitter receptor activity; extracellular ligand-gated monoatomic ion channel activity. The coding region runs from base 654 to 1928 and encodes 424 amino acids. The transcript is spliced from 8 exons. Gene Ontology annotation, biological process: chloride transmembrane transport; chemical synaptic transmission; nervous system process. Lineage: Eukaryota; Metazoa; Mollusca; Bivalvia; Mytilida; Mytilidae. The record is from RefSeq and is a predicted model, not a curated record.